AUAUUAUUUUUUUUAACCGACAACCACACAAAAAAAAAAGAAAAACUGAAAAGUCGCACUGUGUGACCAGAGAUGGACGGAACUUGUAACGACCGAUCCAUCGGCGAUCAGCUCCACGGUGUCUUGUCACUUUGACCCCCCAACCCCAGGGGAGAGAGAGAGGAGAGGAGGGAGAGGGGGGGACUCACACCUUACAAGUUGGACCUCUGCCUUUAGCUGUUGUUUCACUGCUUGAAAGUGCGAGAGCCACAGCGUAGCCAAACCCGUCUGUGCCGUCAGGCGGUCAGUUGCCGGGAGACGGGUCACAACGCAAUGCGGACAAUGGACCGCAACACCGUACGCAACACAACACAACACCGCCGCACACAUCCCCCUCCGAUACCUGAAUGAUGCGCCGCUGAGAGAGAGGUCAUUUCAACGCAGCACAGCGCAGUCUUGAAUAUUUCAGUAGACUGGGGAAGAUGCCAUCUACACAGAAAUAUGGUACUGCUGUAGGCCAGCUUCCGGAUAUCCUGAAACAGUAUACAAAGGAUUGUAUUAGGGCCCAACCUUCAGAUAUCAUUCAGUGGUCUACAGAUUACUUCAUCACGAUGGCAACUGGAGAACUUCGUCCAGGAAGAUCAAAGGAGGAAAAAGAAAAGUCUCUACCACCAUGCAAAGUAACUCUUACACCUGGCUUAUUAAGGGCAUUACACUCACAAGUCAAUGGAAGAUUAAUAGUACAAUCAAAAGAAAUUGAACAAAAAUGGAAUGAUCUUGGACUACCACAUGACAUUCUGAGACGAAUCAUGACUGUGGGUGGUUUUGGCACUGAAAUUGAAUGGAUGAAGUUCUUUGCACUAGGGUGCAGCACUAUUGAUUCAAACAUCACAAAUGCCAUGAAAUAUGCCUUUGAAAUUUUGAGCUCAAAUGAAGAAAGUGGUCGAAUCCCUUACACCACAUUCCGAUUUCUAUACAGCUAUCUUGCUAUGAUAGAUGGAGAAAUUCAUCGAUCACAAAUUGAAAAAAUGUUGAACAACAUUGAGCGUCAAGUCGCUGAAAGCGAUGGUCUUGUCAAAGUGUCCGAUUUUACCAGCAACUGUAGAUGAUGGAACUAGCCACCAGAUGAAAUCAUCCAGUGAAAAAUGUGAAGGCUAAGCACAAAUUGUGCCAAUUAAAAUUCUUUUGCCCUUUCAGAAACAGCACUGCUUGGCAAUGAACUUACUUUGUCCAUAAUGCCACUUAAAUUUGCAUACAUCAAUAAACCUUGUAGAUUAGUGGAGAAAUACAUUUUCAGAUGUCUGUGUUAAUAAUCGGGUGAUGCAAGGUAAAAUUUAUCUAAGAUUUUCUAUCUAACUUUAAUGGAAUAAGCCUACUCAAAAUGUUCUAACUUUCGUACUGCUCAUUAGCAGUAGAAUAUUUUAUUAAGUGCUAUAUCAUUACGAUUUUAUUGCGCUAAUUUAAAAAAAGAUGACAAAAAUAUUUAAAUUAUUUAACCUUUCCCUCUAAAAUACUGUUAGAAAUAAAUAAUUUUCUUUUACACGAGCUAGAAUUUGGAGUCGCGUCAUCUUAGCGUCAUUUUGUGCAGCUCCCCCAGCGCCCCC
This is a messenger RNA of Callorhinchus milii (elephant shark), 1583 nucleotides long. It is a transcript of the gene ropporin-1, whose product is annotated as ropporin-1. The record is from RefSeq and is a predicted model, not a curated record. The coding region runs from base 462 to 1088 and encodes 208 amino acids. Lineage: Eukaryota; Metazoa; Chordata; Chondrichthyes; Chimaeriformes; Callorhinchidae. The transcript is spliced from 6 exons.